This is a messenger RNA of Oldenlandia corymbosa var. corymbosa, 804 nucleotides long. NCBI's taxonomy places the organism in Eukaryota, Viridiplantae, Streptophyta, Magnoliopsida, Gentianales, Rubiaceae. The record is from the annotation of a GenBank genome assembly.
AUGUCAUUGUCGAGGAUUCUCUCUUCCUCCUUGAGAAAUCGCUGCGCCGUGUCCGUUGAUUCACUGAAAAGGAUUGUUCCUGUUAGGAGAUUUCAUUCUGGGAGACCCAUGAAGGUGGCAGAGGCUACAAAGAAUCGUCCUGUGUUGCCUGAAAGAACCCCUACUUCUCGUUCUUGGAGUUCGUAUGUGAUUCCUACUGCUGUCAUUGCUGGAGUUGGUGGUCUCGCGUUUUUCCUUCACUACAAUGAUGAAAGGAGGGCAAUUCCUAAAGGCCAGGAGGUGAAGUUCCAAAGGAGCACCAUUGAAGGGCCCAUCAUUGGGGGUCCUUUCAGUCUAAUCGACACUGAAGGUCGAGUGGUCACUGAGAAAAGUCUUCUGGGAAACUGGGUUCUUCUCUACUUUGGUUACACUUCCUCUCCUGAUGUAGGGCCAUCAGAAGUCCAAAAGAUGGCAAAAGCUGUUGAUGCAUUAGAGUCUAAACAGAAUCUUAGAGUUCUGCCAAUAUUUGUCACACUUGACCCUCAUCGGGAUACCCCUGCCCACCUCCGUGCUUAUCUUAGAGAAUUUGAUCAAAGAAUUGUAGGGUUGACUGGACCAGUUACUGCUAUAAGACAGAUGGCACAAGAGUACAGAGUAUUUUUCAGAAAGGUUGAUGAAGAAGGAGAUGAUUAUCUUGUGGAAUCUUCCCACAAAAUGUAUUUGCUAGACCCAAAAAUGGUAGUUGUGAAAUGCUUCGGAGAGGAAUAUAACGCAGAGGAAUUGUCAGAGGCCAUAGCAAAGGAGCUGAAAAAAUCAAGUUCGUAG